Protopterus annectens (West African lungfish) is the source of this 2707-nucleotide messenger RNA. RefSeq names its product frizzled class receptor 8 (gene FZD8). Lineage: Eukaryota; Metazoa; Chordata; Ceratodontiformes; Protopteridae. Gene Ontology annotation, biological process: non-canonical Wnt signaling pathway; canonical Wnt signaling pathway. Bases 440 to 2200 code for a protein of 586 amino acids. Gene Ontology annotation, molecular function: Wnt-protein binding; Wnt receptor activity. The record is from RefSeq and is a predicted model, not a curated record. The transcript has a single exon. Gene Ontology annotation, cellular component: plasma membrane.
GUGCCCAAGAGUAAGGAUUGCGGUCGAUAGUUUUGCAGAGAUUGUGCAGUGUGGCUUCAGGUGGAUUACUCAUGAAAGUCUGUGUGACAGAAUCGGGAAAGUAGCAGUGGCUUUACUUCACUAACUGUCGCUAAGGAAUGUUAAUGCUGUAAAAAUUACAGGGAUCCUGCCACACCUACACGGACUGUUUUAUUUGUCUGAAAGGUGAACUGUAAUACAUACUGUUGCUGGAGUUAGCUCAGCCAUCUUGCCUACACGCCGUAUACCGUACCCAGUGCCAAUUACAGACACUGCCUGGGGAAAGUUGUGCCCUGGCAGAAUGAUACUGCUUCGCCAGUUUUUAUUUUGACUGGACUUGCUGCAACGGGAUGUGGUAACUGUUCAAGCAGUGGGUGUCAGAGCAAAGAGAACCAUCUGAUAGUAACUGCAACAAAAAAGCAUGGAGUGCAACUACUACCUGUUGGGGAUCUCUUGCCUGAUAUUAUUACUUCUCUGUACACUACCUAGCUCAAGUGGUGCAACCGCAAAAGACUUAACUUGCCAGGAGAUCACCGUCCCGUUGUGCAAAGGCAUUGGCUAUAACUAUACCUACAUGCCUAACCAAUUUAACCACGACACGCAGGACGAAGCGGGCCUGGAGGUGCAUCAGUUCUGGCCCCUCGUGGAAAUCCAGUGCUCCCCGGACCUCAAGUUCUUUCUCUGCAGCAUGUACACACCGAUAUGUCUGGAGGACUAUAAGAAACCUCUGCCUCCUUGUCGGAGCGUAUGUGAACGAGCUAAGGCAGGCUGUGCACCCCUGAUGCGUCAGUACGGCUUCGCCUGGCCCGAUCGUAUGCGCUGCGACCGUCUUCCUGAACAAGGCAAUCCAGACACUCUUUGCAUGGACUACAACCGCACAGAUCUCACUACUGCCUCACCAAUCUUCCCCAAACCCACUGUGCGACCUGUCCGACCCAAGCCACCUGGCAGUCGCCCGGCCUAUCCCCCCGCGCUGAAACCGGGCUCUUCUGGAGGGGCAGGAUGCGAGACCGGCUGUCAGUGUCGAGCACCCAUGGUGCAGGUGGUGAGUGAGAGACACCCGCUUUAUAACCGGGUCAAAACGGGACAGAUCAUGAAUUGUGCUAUGCCCUGCCAUGAUCCUUACUUCAGUCCGGAUGAAAGAGCGUUCACUGUUUUUUGGAUUGGACUGUGGUCGGUGCUUUGUUUUGUUUCCACGUUCGCCACCGUUGCUACUUUUCUUAUAGACAUGGAGCGGUUUAAGUAUCCUGAACGACCCAUAAUCUUCCUCUCUGCCUGCUACCUCUUCGUCUCCACUGGCUAUAUCGUGCGGCUGUUAGCGGGUCAUGAGAAGGUGGCCUGCAGCCGGGACUCGGACAUUGAGCACAUCCACUACGAGACUACGGGGCCAGCCUUAUGUACAGUUGUUUUCCUGCUCAUUUACUUUUUUGGUAUGGCUAGCUCCAUCUGGUGGGUCAUACUGUCCCUGACCUGGUUUCUUGCAGCUGGCAUGAAGUGGGGGAAUGAAGCGAUCGCCAGCUACUCACAGUAUUUUCACUUGGCUGCUUGGCUGGUACCCAGCAUCAAGUCUAUUGCAGUGCUUGCCCUCAGUUCUGUGGACGGGGACCCGGUGGCCGGCAUAUGUUAUGUGGGCAAUCAAAACUUGGACAAUCUGAGGGGCUUUGUGCUGGCACCCCUUGUUAUAUACCUCUUCAUCGGUACAAUGUUUCUGCUGGCUGGUUUUGUUUCUCUAUUCCGGAUCCGUAGCGUCAUCAAACAAGGGGGCACCAAGACUGACAAGUUGGAAAAACUUAUGAUCCGAAUAGGUAUUUUUACAGUACUUUACACAGUGCCAGCUACAAUCGUAGUAGCUUGUUACUUUUACGAGCAACACAAUCGACCAAGUUGGGAGAUGGCACACAACUGUUCCUGCCUACAGGAGCGCAGGCGGCCGGACUAUGCCGUUUUCAUGCUCAAGUACUUUAUGUGCCUUCUAGUGGGCAUCACCUCUGGGGUUUGGAUAUGGUCAGGCAAGACUGUGGAGUCCUGGCGGGCAUGUUGCACACGCUGCUGUUGGGCAAGUAAAGGCGCUACAGGGGGAGGGGGGUCCAUGUACAGUGACGUUAGCACUGGUCUAACUUGGCGAUCUGGCACUGCCAGCUCUGUCUCUUACCCUAAGCAGCUACCCCUGUCACAGGUCUGAAAGCUGGUGGGAUGCAUUAGCAUUUCAAUUCCAACUUCUUAAUGGUAUCCAUUAGUCAAAAGUUGCAUGGACUAACUGCUCAGGACAAUGUCCCCCUCCCCCAUAACAUCUCCAUUCAAAUGCAGGGGACAAUGAGGAAGCAACAAUGUGGUAGAGCAUCUCUGCCAUUAAGCACUCAACUCCCACCCUGCUGUCAUUAUUAUAUUGUAUUAGGAAUGGGAGUUGUGAGAGACUAAUUGCAAUUGUCUGGUGCCUAGUCCUGUAAUGCCUUAAAGUCUGAUUAUGCCCUCCAUAAUACGGGUUUCUUACAAGAUGUAUUUAUAUAUAAUUAUUUUGUACUGUGUAAAAAUGAAACUGUAAAUUUUGUAUAUAGCAAAUUAUUACAGUUUGUAAAUUAAUUUUUUUGUACAAUUCUAGAGAUACUUUUUCGUGAGAGCAAAUAUUUUACUGAUUCUAUUUUGACAAUAAAACAAAGUUGCGACAAAUGCUUCAGUCGUGCAAGCAAAA